Molecule: messenger RNA, 1682 nt
Organism: Chironomus riparius
Lineage: Eukaryota; Metazoa; Arthropoda; Insecta; Diptera; Chironomidae
Source: the annotation of a GenBank genome assembly
AUUUGAUGAUUUUUCAUUACUUUUUAGUGGUUUGUUGUGAAUCAAGUGUAAAUUAUUGCUGCAAAAUAAAAAAAUAUUGACUUUAAAAUUGAAAAAAAUUUAAAAAUUGUAAAUAAUUAAAAAAGUUAAAAACUCGACACUUUUAAAUUUUAAAACAAAUCUAAAAGCACCAAAAAUGAAGCUUCAGAUCACCAUCCUCAUCAUAUUCAUCACCCUGCACCUCACAACCCCUCAAAUCCCAACAAAAAAUCACCUCAAAUUACCAAUCUUCAACCAUCUUAACAGCAAAUUCCUGAACAUCCCAAAACCUCCAUCAAACUACAAAGCCAGCCCUCAUGUCACUGAAAAUUGGAUCCAACAACAAAUCGAUCAAUUCAAUCCACAAGAUCACAGGACAUUCUCACAAUAUUACAGCAUGAAUGAUGAGUUCUUCACAACUGGAGGUCCAAUUUUCAUCUUUAUGUUCAUGAUGCCAUUUUAUUCAUAUCUUGGUGAGAUUUACUUGUCUUAUGGACCAAUUUAUGAUGUCGCUGAUGACUUCAAUGCCACAAUUGUGUUUCCACAUCAUCGAUAUUUUGACAGGUCGCUUGUUUUUGAGGAAACGACAGUUGAGAAUUUGAGAUUUUUAUCAAUUAAUCAAGCUAUUGAGGAUCUGGCACAUUUGAUUGCUCAUUUGAGAUCUGACGAAAGUCGACGAGACUCUGACAUAAUCUUAGUUGGAUGGGAUUAUGGCGCAAGUAUGGCAACCUGUUUUGCACAGAAGUAUCCACAUUUAGUAACUGGUGUUUGGGCAUCAAAUGGAAAAUACAAUCCAAGUUUCAAUCAACCAGAAGUUGUGAAAAUUGUCGAGCAGCAGUUAAGGGCCUUUGGGUCUCCUGGAUGUGCUGAAAAAAUUGAAAAUGCAUUUAAUCAACUUGAGGAAAUGAUUGCCAAUAAUCAGUCAAACAUCAUUCGCAGACGAUUCAAUUUUUGCUUCCCAAUUCCAUACCAGCAUGGAGAUUUAGACAUCCAGUACCUUUAUGAGCUAUUGACUGUGCAUUUCUAUGGAUAUUCACUGGUUUUUGAUCAAUCUUACAUUGAGAAAUAUUCAUGCGGGACAUUUAUGAAUGCUCCAGUUGAGCAUGACUGGGAGGCACUUGGAUAUAUCCUCGGAUUAUUGUCACUUCCAUUUCCAAUCUGCUAUCCUAACAGCUUUGCUUUCCAAACAGAAAUUGUUAAAGAGAAUAUUAAAGCUGAUUGGGAGAUGGCAUAUGGAAGGACGUUCCUGUAUCUUGAGUGCAUUGAGUAUGGAUUUUUCUUCAAUUCUGGCGAUGGUUCGAGCAUUUUUGGAUCAAAAUUUCCAUCUGAAUUCUAUGCACAUACUUGUGAGGAAGUCUUCGGAAUAACCGGCGAACAAAUGGAAUUAAAUUACCAAAGAUUCACAACAAUGCAUGGAGGACGUCAACCAGUUGUCAGAAACGCUUACUAUACUUUUGGUGAAGUUAAUCCAUGGAUUAAUCAAGGAAUUGAUAAAACGACGAUCGAUAAUUCAUCAUAUUAUGAAUUAAUUCCAUUGAGAAGUAUUCAUACGGAACUUAGUCUCGAUAUUGACGAUCCUCAUUUCGCAGAAGUCAGAAGAAGAGUUUAUUCAGCUAUUCGCAGGUGGUUGAAACAUUAAAGUAGAAUUAUGUAGUAAAAAUAGU